Anolis sagrei ordinatus is the source of this 2479-nucleotide messenger RNA. The record is from RefSeq and is a predicted model, not a curated record. NCBI's taxonomy places the organism in Eukaryota, Metazoa, Chordata, Lepidosauria, Squamata, Anolidae.
UUUCAUUCAGUUGGCGUUCAGUCUGUUUCAGGUGGCAUGCACAGCUGGUUCAUGUGACAUGGGUCGAUCCCUUGGUAUUCACCACAAGUAUCGUAUGUCUGGAGACCUGCACAUUGGUGCCAUUCUUUCUCUGAUUUUUAUGUCUUUGGAUGAGAUAUCCUUUAGACAAGAUCCUGCUGAGAAAUCUGAAGGAGAUACAAUUAAUUUUCUUCCCGACGUUGCUUAUCUUGCUUCCCUGGAACUCCUUUCUACCUGGGGCAAAUUUGUCCCUAACUACAAAUGUGACACCCAAAACAACCCAGCAGCAGUCAUUGGAGGACCUGCUUCUGAGGUCUGUCUCUACAUGGCAGAUAUCUUGUGCGCCUACAAGUUUUCACAGAUCACAUAUGGCUCUGCUCCACUAAUGGAUAACAAAAAUGAAGCUGUUUUCCUUCACCGCAUGUUCCCAAGUGGAAGUUACCAAUACACUGGGAUUCUCAAUUUAAUUUUGCAUUUCCAGUGGACAUGGAUUGGGGUAAUAUAUAUAGAUAAUGAAAUGGGAGAAAGAUUUGUACAUAAUGUGCUCCCUGUGUUCGUGCAAAACGGCAUCUGCUUUGACUUCAUAAAAGCAGUAACCCACAUUAACUUUUUCAGUGAAAUUGAAAUAAUGGUAAAUAAGUUUAUUGAAACAUCAUACCUUUUCUGGACAAGUACUGCCAAUGUAGUGAUCCUAAAAGGAGAAGUUCAGUCAAUUCUAGUUUUGAGAAUAUGGAUAAUAAUUCCAUUUCACUAUGAUUUACCAAAAAUAAAUAAAGUCUGGAUUUUGACAGCUGAAAUAGAUUUUGGAUCGCUCCCAAUUCAAAGAGACUGGGACCUGAGCUUCAUCAAUGGGGCCUUAUCUGUUUCACUUCUUCCAAAAAAGGUUUCAGGAUUCCAUGAAUUUCUGCAGAACAGAAAACCAGACACCGAUCAAGAGGAUGGCUUUAUCGGGGACUUCUGGCAACACGCAUUCAUGUGCUCAUUUCCUGGGCUCAAUUUAGAGGAGUCCUCUGAAAAUAUAUGCAAAGAGGAGAACAAUCUGGAGACUCUUCCAAUGUCUGUUUUUGAAAUGAGCAUGAGCAGCCACAGCUACAGCAUCUACAACGCUGUCUAUGCUGCCGCACAUGCUUUGCAUGACAUAGAUUCAUCCAGUUUCAAACAUAGAACAACUGGAAUCAGAGAUCUUCAAAAAAUGCAGCCAUGGCAGCUUCAUCACUUCCUGAAAAGAGUUAUAUUUAACAACACAGUUGGUGAACAGAUUUCUUUUAAUAGAAAUGGGGAAUUAGUAGCUGGUUUUGAUAUCAUCAAUUGGGUCACGUUCCCCAAUGAGACCUUUAAUCGAGUGAAAGUGGGAAGGAUAGAACCACAGUCUCUACCAACCAUUGAGUUCACUGUUCAUGAGGAUGCCAUUGUAUGGCCCAGCUGGUUCAAUCAGGUACAACCUCUUUCUUUGUGUAAUGACCAUUGUUAUCCAGGGUACAAUAAAAAAAAGAAGGAAGGGAAGUCAUUUUGCUGCUAUGAUUGUAUUCCAUGUCCAGAAGGGAAGAUUUCUGCCCAGAAGGAUGUGGAUAACUGCUUUCAGUGUCCAAAAGAUCAUUAUCCAAACAAGAACAGGGAUUUCUGCAUCCUCAAAUCUCUAACUUUCCUCACUUUUGAAGAAGCUCUGGGGACAAGCUUGGCCAUCUCUGCUGUUCUCCUAUUUUGUGUGACUGCUGGAGUGCUUGGGAUCUUCAUCAAACACCGGGACACUCCCAUUGUCAAAGCCAAUAAUCGGACCCUCACCUACACCCUCCUCCUCUCCCUCCUGCUCUCCUUCCUUUGUGUUCUACUCUUCAUUGGACAGCCACGGAAGGUGACCUGUGUCUUUCGUCAGACAGCUUUCGGCAUCAUCUCUGUGGCUAUUUCUUCUGUGUUGGCAAAAACUAUCACUGUGAUUCUUGCUUUCCAAGCCACCAAGCCUGAAUCCAAGUUGAGGAAAUGGUUGGGGAAUAGAAUGGCCACCUCCAUUGUAAUUUCCAGCCUGCUCAUUCAAGCCACAAUUUGUACAGUGUGGCUGUCUACUUUCCCCCCAUUUCCUGAUCUUGAUGUGAACACAAUGGCUGAAGAAGUCAUUCUGGAAUGUAAUGAAGGGUCAAUCACCAUGUUUUAUUGCCUCCUAGGUUUUAUGGGUUUCCUGUCUAUUUGCAGUUUCACUGCAGCUUUCUUUGCCAGGAAGUUGCCUGACAGUUUCAAUGAAGCCAAAUUUAUCACCUUCAGCAUGUUGGUCUUCUGCAGUGUAUGGAUUUCCUUUGUUCCAACAUACUUGAGUACUAAGGGAAAAUACAUGGUGGCAGUGCAGAUCUUCUCAAUCUUAGCUUCCAGUGCUGGAUUACUAGGUUGUAUAUUUUUCCCCAAAUGCUUUAUCAUUCUUCUGAGGCCUGAUCUGAAUACAAGGGAGCAAGUAAUGAAAAGAAAGCGUUAA